Messenger RNA from Callorhinus ursinus (northern fur seal), 1683 nucleotides. The record is from RefSeq and is a predicted model, not a curated record. Lineage: Eukaryota; Metazoa; Chordata; Mammalia; Carnivora; Otariidae.
GCAUCAGAAGUUGAGAGACAACUCUCCAUGCAAGUCCAUGCCCUCAGAGAAGACUUUCGGGAGAAAAACUCAUCAACCAACCAGCACAUCAUCAGGCUUGAAAGUCUUCAGGCUGAGAUCAAGAUGCUGUCGGAUCGGAAACGGGAGCUGGAACAUCGUCUCAGGACCACCUUAGAGGAGAACGACCUGCUCCAGGGGACUGUGGAGGAGCUCCAGGACCGGGUGCUGAUCCUGGAGAGGCAAGGCCAUGACAAAGACCUACAGCUGCAUCAGAGCCAGCUGGAGCUCCAGGAGGCGCGGCUCUCCUCCCGACAGCUGCAGGUGAAGGUGGAAGAGCUCACGGAGGAGAGGAGCCUGCACAGUUCCGCCGCCACCAGCACGUCUCUCCUGUCCGAGAUAGAGCAGAGCAUGGAGGCUGAGGAGCUGGAGCAAGAGAGAGAGCAGCUGAGACUGCAGCUCUGGGAGGCCUACUGCCAGGUUCGCUACCUCUGCUCGCACCUCCGAGGGAACGACAGUGCCGACUCGGCCGUCUCCACGGACUCCUCAAUGGACGAGUCUUCAGAAACUUCAUCCGCCAAGGAUGUGCCGGCUGGCAGCUUGCGCACGGCCCUGAGCGAGCUCAAGAGGCUGAUACAGAGCAUUGUGGAUGGCAUGGAGCCCACGAGCUCCCGGAGAAUUGACGAUGACUCCUUAGAAGAACAGAUAAGGCAGACCAGUGAGGACUCGAGAGCCCUAAGGGAACUCAUGGAGGGAGAGAGGGGUAAACUGAGGCAAAGCCUAGAGGAGCUACAGCAACUCCACAGUCAGGUGACGUUGCUGAGUGUCGAGAUGACUGCCCUGAAGGAGGAGAGAGACCGACUCAGAGUGACGUCCGAGGCCAAGGAGCCAAAGGAGCAGCUUCAGAAGGCCGUCCGGGACCGCGACGAGGCUAUUGCAAAGAAGAAUGCUGUGGAGUUGGAACUCGCCAAGUGCAAGAUGGACAUGAUGUCUCUGAACAGCCAGUUGCUGGAUGCCAUUCAGCAGAAACUGAACCUCUCGCAGCAGCUUGAGGCUUGGCAGGAUGACAUGCACAGGGUCAUUGACCGGCAGCUGAUGGACACGCACCUGAAGGAACGGAGCCGGCCUGCUGCCGCCCUGUCCAGGGCCCACGGUGCGGGGCGUGCGGAUGAGCCCGGCCCCGCCGAAGGCAAGCGGCUCUUCUCAUUCUUCAGGAAAAUUUAGGUCAGGAGGAGUCAGGCCAGCAAGGAUGGGUGGACUAGAGGUGACUGAAACGGGGUGCGUGCGAGGGCCCAGGACACCAUGCUUGUACACGAGGGCUCCCCUGGGCCAGCUCCGCGGCUGCACUGCCCACCCACGCUGGGGCCGAGUCUCCAGAAGGGCCCACGCGGCCUGUGAUGGCGGCCCUCGACAGAGGGACAGGCAGGAGCCCUGUCCCCACUACCAGGCCGCAGCCGGCCUGGGCUUCCCCCGGAUCCGCUGUUGAGCAGGGCUCAGGCUGCCUCCAGAGCAGCCCCUGGGGCUCUGCGGCGCAGACGCAGGGGGUCACAGCCCACCCCGCCCACCCCUCAGUGGCUCCCGCGUCCCACCCCAGGCUCCGCUGCCCUCCUGUUUGGGAAUACAGGGAACAGAAAGAAUGGAGGCCCUCGCGGCCCCAAGCAAGCCUCAGCUGCGGGGGGGCGGGGG